AUGACUGCUAGCCACUCCAAGCUCUACUCUCACUCUUCAAGCUUGGAUCCGGCGCUAGACAGGGCCAACCAAACCUCCUUAUGGAGAAACCCAGAGGUCGGGAAAAUUUACAGGAAUACGGAGCACAUCACCAGAACGAUCAUCCCUCCACUGAUCAAGGCAUGCGGCCUGACGGAUGAGGUGAUAGCCUCGCUCGAGCGGCCCAUUCAAGUCCUAGACAUGUGCUGCGGGACCGGUGUGGCCUCAGCCUACAUCCAGACAAUGUUGCAGAAGGCGGACAUGGCAAGCAAGGGGAUGAUCAAGUAG
Messenger RNA from Colletotrichum spaethianum, 306 nucleotides. RefSeq lists its product as uncharacterized. NCBI's taxonomy places the organism in Eukaryota, Fungi, Ascomycota, Sordariomycetes, Glomerellales, Glomerellaceae. The record is from RefSeq and is a predicted model, not a curated record. Bases 1 to 306 code for a protein of 101 amino acids. The transcript has a single exon.